AUGUGGGGCUGGGAUGAUCAAUUACCAAGGGCCAUCAAGGAGCGAUGGCUGGCUUACUGCAAUCAACUUCCGCGACUGAACGAUUUGAAAAUCGAGCGAUGGGUUCUAUGCGAAACUCCGUCGUCGAUUGAACUCCAUUUCUUCUCAGACGCUUCACAGCAUGCAUACGGCGCAUGUUGCUAUUUUCGCUCUGUCGACGCUUACGGCACAAUCAAAGUUGCACUACUAACAGCUAAAUCUCGCGUUGCCCCUCUUCAGCAGCAGACCAUUCCCCGCUUAGAAUUGUGUGGCGCCCGCCUAGCUACGGAGCUGUUCCAACAGGUUCACAAAUCUCUGAAUCAUUCUGGCGAAGUCUACUUUUGGGUGGACUCAACAAUUGUCCUCAACUGGCUGAAAGCACCUCCUACCACAUGGGUCACCUUCGUUGCCAACCGCGUAUCAAAAAUUCAACAGGUAACGUCACACUGCACUUGGAAUCACGUUGCUGGCCAAGUCAACCCCGCGGAUUGCAUCUCCCGCGGAACAGAAGCAGGAAAAAUUCUGAACGACGACCUGUGGUGGCACGGGCCCCCAUGGUUGCAGCUCGACCCUUGUUUCUGGCCAAACCAAUCGACAUCUACACAAAACGAGGAUGUUUUUCUUGAAGCACGCCAGGUACCAGUGAAUGCAACAGCAGCCGUCACCCCACCUUCAUUUAUCGAUUCGCUAGUGAGCAAGUUUUCGAACUACAAUAAACUACUACGCAUCAUCGCAUAUUGUCGCCGUUUCGUUCGAAGAUACAAACCAACUUCCGAACCGUCUACAUCACCAGCACAUCCGUUCCUCAGCUCAAAAGAGCUACAAGAAGCCGAAGCCGUCGUCAUUCGUCUGGUACAACAACAGUCGUACAAUGAGGAAUGGAUUGCACUGCAAAACUCACGACCAAUGCAAUCUAAAUCCAAACUUCGUUGGUUUCAACCCUUUAUUGGCAGUGAUCAGCUGAUGAGAAUCGGGGGCCGUCUAACUCAAGCGCCCCAACCUUACGAUAGUAAACAUCAAAUUAUUUUACCAGGAAAACACCCACUAUCCUCUCUUUUGCUUCGUUCACUACAUCACAACCAUUUGCACGCCGCCCCUCAGCUACUGGUGAAUGUUCUCCGCCUGCGAUACUGGAUCACAGGGGCCAGAAACUUGGCAAAAAUCGUCGUCCGAAACUGCAUUACCCGUGUGAAAGCUCGUCCUAAACUGCUGGAGCAAUUUAUGUCGGAGUUACCGUCCUCCCGAGUCACAGCAAGCAGACCGUUCUCCACCACCGGUAUAGAUUACUGGGGCCCUAUUUUGCUAAAACCACCCCACCGCCGCGCCGGUCCCAAAAAAGCUUUUGUUGCAGUGUUCGUCUGCUUCGCUACCCGUGCUGUUCAUCUAGAGCUGGUUACCGACUUAACUACAGCCAAGUUCCUGCAAGCUUUGAGAAGAUUUGUGGCACGAAGAGGACUAUGCAACACAAUCUACUCAGACAACGGACGAAAUUUCAUCGGUGCAGCGAACGAGCUGCGCAACCUAAUCAAAGACAAGCAACACCACCAAGCACUAGCCACCGAAUGUGCAGCCAACAACAUACGAUGGAUUUUCAACCCUCCCAAGGCCUCACACUUUGGCGGCCUGUGGGAGGCAGCCAUCCACUCCGCCCAGAAGCAUUUUGUGCGGGUUCUCGGUACUACUCUACUCGCCCACGACGAUAUGGAAACACUAUUGACGCAGAUCGAAUGCUGCUUGAAUUCACGUCCUCUUACACCCCUAAACGAUGACCCAACUGACGACGAGGUCCUUACUCCUGGUCAUUUUUUGGUUGGGUCCGCACUCAAAUCCGUUCCUGAUUUUGACCUUGCGGAAGUUCCUUGUAAUCGACUAACCAAUUGGCAGCUAGUUCAAAAGAAAUUCCAGAUAAUAUGGAAGCGAUGGCAUCUGGAAUAUUUAGCCACUUUACAGCCAAGAACAAAGUGGUGCGACCCACCUAUCAACCUACAUACGGGUCAACUGGUCCUGCUUAUGGACGAAAGAUCGCCACCAAUGCUCUGGCCGACCGCUAGGAUCGAACAAUUACAUCCAGGAGCCGAUGGAAUCAUACGAGUGGUCACACUCCGCACCGCCCAAGGUAAUUACACUCGUCCUGUAAGCAAAAUUUGCCUGCUGCCAAUCGCACCGUCCAAUGAAUCACCAACACCAACCGAAAGUCGACCAGAAACCGAAGCAAAACAACAGCAAUGA
Wyeomyia smithii (pitcher-plant mosquito) is the source of this 2247-nucleotide messenger RNA. RefSeq lists its product as uncharacterized. The record is from RefSeq and is a predicted model, not a curated record. Bases 1 to 2247 code for a protein of 748 amino acids. The transcript has a single exon. Gene Ontology annotation, biological process: DNA integration. NCBI's taxonomy places the organism in Eukaryota, Metazoa, Arthropoda, Insecta, Diptera, Culicidae. Gene Ontology annotation, molecular function: nucleic acid binding.